AGCACACUCGGCAGCACACGUUCUUUCUCGCACACACACACACACCUCAGCGCAACUAUAUGAACAUGCCAUUAGUUGUGCAUUAGAAGUAAGUGUGUGUAAUAAAGUCCUACCUUGCGAUGAGGCGCGCGCAGAGGAAUAGAUCCCAGCUGCCCCCCUGCUACAAUGAGGGAUUCCUGGAAAAGAGAUCAUUUAGGGAUAAAGUUGGUCGCAGACUUUGGACUGCACUGUGUGGGAACUCGCUAUUCUUCUACAACAACAACAAGGACAAUGAUUAUGUGGAAAAGCAGGAUCUGUCAAAUUUCAUCUCUCUGACUGAUGACUUGAGCAUGGACCGUAAACUCGAUGCAGCGAGACUCCACCUGCGAUUAAAAGAAGAUGACAUCUACCUCACGGCUCCAAGUCUAGAAGCCCGUGAGCUGUGGAAAGGCUUCAUAUUCUCCAUUGUUAAGCUGGAAGUGCCCACCUCCCUGAACCUGCUGCCUGGUCAGAUUUACAUGCUGAAAAAAGCUUUGGAGCAAGAGACUGAGAGACGCAAAGAGCUCGCUGAAAAGUCUGCAGUUGCACAAGCUCCUGUAUCAGUACCUAUGACAGAACCUGGCGAUUACCUGUCCUUGCAUUCCGAAAUGCCGGCGUGCUUUUACAGGGUAUUUCGGGAUGAGGCUAUGCUCCUUUUGGAAAAGCACAAAGAACAAGGAAACCUGCUGCUCAGACUCAGCCGAGAUGGAAGCGCUUUUGCUGUUACAACUCGGCAGGACUUCAAUGGGCCGGUUUUCCGACAUUACCGUGUGACACGGAUCCCUGAUGGAAGCUAUGCCAUUGCUAUAGACAAUCCAAUUAUUUGCCCCACACUCCAUCAUGUGACAGAAUAUCUUAUAGAGAAGACCGGAGGAGUUUUCAAGCCCUUGGUCCUAGAGCACACCUAUGAAAAAAACAUUGUGUUUGUAGAGGACAAUCAAGAGAACGGAGAGAGGACUUUGCGCACUACAUCCGACAGCCCCGUAGCUCCAAAAGUAUCCCCUAUACCAGCUCCAAGGCAGAAAAAAUGUAGUAAAGAAGAGAACAUCUAUGUAGACCCUUCUGAUGAGGAAAACAAUGUUAAUCAAGACAAACCCUAUCCAUCCCCUGCCUUGUCUCCUGCCCCAGGAGGGAAAGUUUUAGUGCAUCAGAAGACCGUUCCUGACAUGCGAAUAGGUCCAGGGGGGGCUUUACUUCCACCAAAUGAACGCCCACGCAGCGCCACAAUGACUGAUGGAACAAGGCCGAAACGGCCAGCACCAACAAUGCCUGUUCAAGAAAUUCUUAAUGACGAGCUAAGGCGAGCCCUGCAAUUGAGAUAUGUUUCAGACUGACCCCUGGCUAAUCAACAUGUCUGAAAUGAAGAAGCCAUUUAGUGAUAAUCUCUGCAGAUUUGAGCCAUUUUUAUCUCCAGUUCCAAAUAUUCCUCAAUUCAAAGCCACGAAUGUAUGUAUGGAAGAGAAUAAUGAGUCGUGUGUGUGUGUGUGUGUGUGUGUGUGUGUGUGUGUGUUGUCCAGCUGGCUAGAUGCUCCUGAAGCAUCGUGAAGAUUAACAGCUUAUUGAUCCUGCGCUUUAGUUUUUUUUACCAUUACUCUGUGUAAAUCAGGAGGUAACAGGAAGAAAAAGCAUGUACUUGUCACAUUAUCGUCUUAACUGUUCUGACAGUAAAUCAGUGUAUAGCAUUUUUGCUAAUCAAAAUCGAAUUCUAGUGUACAGCGUGAUUGUUCUAUAUACCUUUAUGAUGUAUUGUUUAUAACCUGUUUCUCUUUAUUAUCAGUAUUCUAAAAGAUUUUGAGUGAAGAAUGCAUUUUUCAUACUUCCUUGUGAUCCUCGAUCACUAUUUGUAAAAUUAUGUUCUUUAAGCACAAUAUUCUUUAUAUUAAAAUAUACAAAAUUCUUUAAAUUGAAAAUAAUUUUUUUCUUUGUUCUCAUACCGAAUUCUCUGAAAAGCACAAUUUAUGUAAAUAAAAUAAGCAAAUGUCA
Molecule: messenger RNA, 2001 nt
Organism: Silurus meridionalis
Lineage: Eukaryota; Metazoa; Chordata; Actinopteri; Siluriformes; Siluridae
Gene: stap2b
Product: signal transducing adaptor family member 2b
Exons: 14
Coding region: 120-1352 (410 amino acids)
Molecular function (GO): signaling adaptor activity
Source: RefSeq, a predicted model, not a curated record